Molecule: messenger RNA, 993 nt
Organism: Dioscorea cayenensis subsp. rotundata (Guinea yam)
Lineage: Eukaryota; Viridiplantae; Streptophyta; Magnoliopsida; Dioscoreales; Dioscoreaceae
Exons: 1
Coding region: 1-993 (330 amino acids)
Molecular function (GO): nucleic acid binding; zinc ion binding
Source: RefSeq, a predicted model, not a curated record
AUGGCUAGUAGCUCAACAACUGAAGUUCCUUUACCAACACUUCCUCUCUUCAAAGGUGAAGGUUAUGAACGUUGGUGUGUGAAGAUGAAGACCUUGUUCCGAUCUCAAGGACUUUGGAAGGUGGUGGAGAACGGUGUGAUAACAACCGGAACUGAAGCACAGAAAGAAGACAGCCAAAAAGAGGAUGCAAAAGCCAUGUAUUUGAUUCAGCAGGCUGUGGAUGAUCAUAUUUUUGACAGAAUAUCUGCAGCAAAAUCAGCCAAGGAAGCAUGGGAACAGAUACAAAAGCAGCAUCAAGGGCCAUCACGUAUAAUCUCAGUGAGAAGGCAGACGCUGAGGCAGCGUUUUGAAGUGUUGCAGAUGAAAGACACUGAGAAUAUUCAAGAGUAUAUCACCAGGGUUGUAACUAUAGUUAAUCAGAUCAAAGGAUUGGGCUUUGAAAUCACUGAAGAGGAAGUAGUAUCCAAGAUCUUGAGGAGCUUGACUCCAAGGUUUAAUUAUGUUGUAGCAGCCAUUGAGGAGGCAAAAGACAUUUCCAAAAUGUCCCUUGAUGAGUUGACAAGUUCAUUACAAGCACAUGAGAUUAGAAUGGAGAAUGUCGGAGAAAAAGUGGAAGAGAGAGCAUUCCAUGUGAAAGGUGAGUCUUCUGGUGUGCAAAAGUGGAUACCCAGAGGUAGAGGUAGAGGUGUUUUUCAUGGACGAGGACGAGGAAGAGGCCGUGGAAGAGUGUAUGUUCCAAAACAGAAUAGCGGAGGUGAUUAUACAUCACAAGCAAACAAUCAACGGCCAACUAGAAGCUAUAUUCAAUGCCAUAUUUGCAAGCGAUAUGGUCAUUUGAAAGCUGAUUGUCGGUUCAGAAAUAAAGCUGCAGAUACUAAUUUCCUGGAGACAAACAUCUCAAAUGAGCCAACAAAUCUCUUCAUGGUACAAACAACAGGUCAACAUCCAGGUAGCUCAAUAUGGUUGGUAGACAGUGUUGUUCCAACCAUAUGA